Molecule: messenger RNA, 531 nt
Organism: Gekko japonicus
Lineage: Eukaryota; Metazoa; Chordata; Lepidosauria; Squamata; Gekkonidae
Product: histone H3-like centromeric protein CSE4
Cellular component (GO): nucleosome
Molecular function (GO): DNA binding; structural constituent of chromatin; protein heterodimerization activity
Source: RefSeq, a predicted model, not a curated record
AUGGGCGGUGGCGACAGCGCCAGGCCCAUGCCCAAGUUGUCAGUGCAGCCGGAGUCGCUGGUGUCACCAGAGCUGGAAGCUGGCUCCUCUGACUCCUCGGGAGUUGACAGCUUGCCGCCACUAGCGCCGGAGCCAGUAAUCCCUGCACCUGGUCCUGCAGCAGCUGACGAGGUACAGGUGCAAACAGAAAUCCCCCCUGCAGGAGCCGACAAGUCGCGGCAGGAGCCCAGUGUAAAGGUCUGGCGUGAAAUAAGCAAAACGGCUCGGAAGUCCACUGGCGGGAAGGCGCCCCGCAAGCAGCUGGCUACCAAAACCGCCCGCAAGAGCGCUCCGGCCACCGGGGGUGUGAAGAAGCCCUACCGCCCGGGCACCCUGGCGCUGAGGGAAAUCCGGCGCUACCAGAAGUCGACGGAGCUGCUGAUCCAUAAGCUGCCUUUCCAGCGGCUGGUGCGCGAGAUCGCGCAGGACUUCAAGACCGACCUGCGCUUCCAGAGGACACCGGCCUGUGAGCCAUCCACGCCAAGAGGGUGA